AAUGUAAUAUGUUGGAUCAGUUAUAAGCAGCUACCCCUUAGUUCUCAGUAGCAGACGGACCUGUCACAAUGACGCCGCGGUGGAGCUGGGGUUUAUGCCUCUUACUCUUAAUUAUUGCUUGUGAAGCUGGGAGAGAUUUCUACAAGAUUCUUGGGGUGCCCCGUGAUGCAAGUGUAAACCAGAUCAAAAAGGCUUAUCGAAAAUUGGCAAAAGAGUAUCACCCAGACAAGAACAAAGAUGAUCCUGAAGCUGAAGAUAAAUUUAAGGACUUAGGUGCAGCAUAUGAGGUUCUUGUUGAUGAUGAUAAGCGACAAAAGUAUGACAGGUGCGGAGAAGAAUGUGUAGCCAAAGAGGAUGGCUUUGGAGGAAUGGAUCCCUUUGCCAGUUUCUUUGGUGAUUUUGGUUUUGGCUUUGGGGGAGGUCAGCCAAGAGAAAGGGAGGUACCUAAGGGUGGAGAUGUGACCAUGGAAUUAUCAGUUACACUUGAGGAGCUUUAUGUAGGCAAUUUUGUUGAGAUGGUACGAAAUAAACCAGUAGCCAGGGCAGCAUCGGGCACACGGCGAUGUAACUGUCGACAGGAAAUGGUUACUCGACAGUUAGGUCCUGGAAGGUUCCAGAUGACUCAGCAGCAAGUGUGUGAUGAAUGCCCUAAUGUCAAAUUAGUGAAUGAGGAACGCACUUUGGAAUUUGAGAUCGAGCCUGGUAUGGUUGAUGAACAAGAGCACCGCUUUAUUGGUGAGGGUGAGCCACAUAUUGAUGGGGACCCUGGUGAUCUCAUUAUACGCAUCAAGACAGUACCACAUGAAAGAUUUGAGCGUCGAGGUGAUGAUUUGUACACCAAUGUUACAUUGUCUCUACAAGAAGCUCUCUUAGGAUUUGAACUUAAUAUUCCACAUCUGGAUAAGCACUUGGUACAUAUUGUACGAGAGAAACCAACUUGGCCUGGUGCUCGAAUUCGUAAGAAGGGUGAAGGUAUGCCAAAUUACGAUAAUAAUAAUCUGUUUGGCAUUCUCUACAUUACUUUUGACGUGGAGUUCCCAAAGAAUGAAUUUGGUGCAGAAGAUAAAGAAGCUCUUACGAAGAUAUUGAAACAAGAUUCCAUAGGAAAAGUCUACAAUGGCUUAAGGGGCUACUGAUCUAUAUAUUAAACUAGGAGUUUUGUACAGAUUGUUAUAUUUAUGUGUGGAUUUACUAAUAGAAUUGAGAAUGGAUGGCCACUUUAGUCUUAUACUGUGCACUCUUCUUUUGUAGGAGUAAGACUUUAAAGUAUUGAUGAUGAACUUUUCUCAUUUGAAUGGUAUAACUUAGAUUUGGACAAAAAACAUUGAUAAAUUAUAUAAUAUUAAAAAAAUUCUCAGAAUAAAUGGUUCUCAAUGAUUUGUCUUGUAUAUAUCAACUGCAUAUAUUUUAGCAAAUGAUGUGCUUCUCAAGAACAAGUGUGCAUAACUAAUGGGGCAUAUAACUGGAAUACUUUUUACCUCACAAAGUAUUUUAUCCCUUAAGUCGAGUAGACAGUGUGGUAUACUUUUUCAACCCCACAAAGUAAAUUUUCUUUAAUUUACCGUUGGUGUUCUAUCCUCAAGAUGACAGACUCAUUAUGCUGUGUUUGAUAUGUAGUUGUCUAAUUUGUGUACUGUAAUUAGAACAUGUUUUUCUGUUCCGAAGAAAAUCAGUUUUUAUGAAUUUGACGAAAUAAAAGUUAGUGUUUUCAGUGGUAAGAAAAAAUAUUUUAUAUUAAAAAAAAUGUCCAUACAUCAUGCCAUUAGGGACUAGGGGGAAAAGGAUUUGGCUAGCUUAGGCAGUCUGUUUUCUAGCCAGUUUGAUAAUUUUUAUUUUACUACAGUUUGGUAUACUCUUCAUAAUGAAUCUGCCCCCAUCCCAUUCUCAAAUACACGCACACAAACAUACAACACCCGGAAUAAAAACUUUUGAGUGGUAUCAGAUUUACAUUUAAUUUUAUGGAAAUAAUUUUUAGAUAAUAAUACAUUUAAGUUUAACUAAAUGGGGGCUUUGUUGUGCAUCAACCCUUGUUGAAAUUUUUUAGUUUAUAUUGUAUCACUCUUAAGUAAUUUCUGGUGUACAUGUUCUUUUCAUAUCUAGCAGCUUGAGAAUCUGAUUAGAAAUAUGAUGAAGAAAUAUUGGAAUGCAGUUAGAUUUCAAGGAAUGCUCAUUUUCUAGUAGCAAUAUUAAUUUACUUAUCAAAGUUCACUGUGAUAAAUGCACUUUCAUAGCAUAUUUGGAAGAAUAGUGUACCUCAUAAGUCAUGCUCAUUAUGUACUUGACAAUGAAGUGGCUUAGUAUUGACGUUAUAGAUGAUUUAUAAGAUAAAUCAGGCUAUGAUAUUUUUCCCUAAAGCAGGUGGAGUUCACAGUCUUCAUAGAAGUUACCCUUAAUCUUAGUGGCACAUUGUUUGGUUUCAUCAGUAAAACUUAAAAUGGUAUCUGACAAGUUAGAAUUUAAUAGAACUCCAAUACCAAGGGAAUACUGUAUUAAAUGGUGAAAAUGGAAAGCUGUUUAUACAGUUGUUUGAACUGUGAAUGCAGGCUGAAAAAAUUAUAUUUAUUUUUUAACACAAGAAAACAAGCCUCACCCACACCACAGUGAAGCUGGGUGACUGAAAUCAGUAGCCUCACAAUCUCCCUUUAUUUGCUGUCAUUUGUUCUUUAUGAUUGUUGCUCAGAAAAUUUUAUUUUAUAUAUACUAUUUGCACUUGAGUUUCUGUGAGCGUAACUACUAUGUAUACCACUUCACAUUUAAGUUAGAAUAGUUCAUCAAACCAUUAAGGAAACAUGAGUGCAUGAAGUCAAUUUAUUUUUGCUGCGUGUAGCAAUGGUUGAAGAGUUACACCUGCACACAAUAAACGAGACCAAAGUUAAGAGUGAAUGUUUAGGACUGCUGUGGUAUGAUUAAUAAAUCUGAAUAAAAUUAAAUUCUC
Homarus americanus (American lobster) is the source of this 2935-nucleotide messenger RNA. RefSeq names its product dnaJ homolog shv-like (gene shv). Gene Ontology annotation, cellular component: endoplasmic reticulum. The transcript is spliced from 8 exons. The coding region runs from base 69 to 1136 and encodes 355 amino acids. Gene Ontology annotation, biological process: protein maturation; protein folding. NCBI's taxonomy places the organism in Eukaryota, Metazoa, Arthropoda, Malacostraca, Decapoda, Nephropidae. Gene Ontology annotation, molecular function: misfolded protein binding. The record is from RefSeq and is a predicted model, not a curated record.